This is a messenger RNA of Xenopus tropicalis (tropical clawed frog), 1632 nucleotides long. RefSeq names its product glutamyl-tRNA synthetase 2, mitochondrial (gene ears2). Lineage: Eukaryota; Metazoa; Chordata; Amphibia; Anura; Pipidae. Gene Ontology annotation, biological process: tRNA aminoacylation for protein translation; glutamyl-tRNA aminoacylation; tRNA aminoacylation. Gene Ontology annotation, cellular component: mitochondrial matrix; mitochondrion. Gene Ontology annotation, molecular function: ATP binding; zinc ion binding; tRNA binding. The transcript is spliced from 9 exons. Bases 25 to 1575 code for a protein of 516 amino acids. The record is from RefSeq and is marked provisional.
GGACGGGCAGUGUAGCGCAGGGAUAUGCGUCCUGCCUUUAUCCGGGGCAAAUGGUUGUCCCGAACGCUGGAACUUGCCACCGGCCUGGGAAGGAGGACGUGCAGCUCUAGGGAGUCAGGGAGGGAGGUGCGUGUCAGAUUUGCACCCAGUCCCACUGGGUUUCUGCACCUAGGGGGCUUGCGCACAGCACUCUAUAACUACUUGUUUGCCAAGAAACAUGGAGGGGCUUUUAUCCUGCGCCUUGAAGACACGGACAGGAGCCGGCUGGUCCCUGGGGCAGCUGAAAGCAUUGAGGACAUGCUGGAAUGGGCAGGUAUCCCACCAGAUGAGAGUCCGAGGCACGGCGGGCCCUGUGGUCCUUAUGAGCAGUCGAAGCGCCUUGAUCUCUACCAUGUGGCGGCACAAGCACUGCUAGACAGUGGGGCAGCAUAUCGUUGCUUCUGUACCCCACAAAGACUGGAGCUGCUGAAAAGAGAAGCGAUGCGAAACAGGCAGACGCCACGCUAUGACAACCGCUGCCGGCAUUUGACUCCCAAACAAGUGGAGGAGAAGCUGUCCCGCAAUUCCCCCUUUGUUAUCCGUUUCUUUCUGCAAGAGGGCGCCCAGCCCUUUCAGGAUCUCGUAUACGGCUGGACUCAGCAUGAUGUGGCCAGUGUGGAGGGCGACCCAGUGAUUCUAAAAGGAGAUGGUUUCCCCACCUACCAUCUAGCUAAUGUAGUGGACGAUCACCAUAUGUGCGUGAGUCAUGUGCUCAGGGGAGCGGAGUGGCUGAUUUCCACAGCCAAACACCUACUCUUGUAUCAAGCCCUGGGCUGGCAGCCACCACAGUUUGCUCAUCUCCCUUUAUUGCUUAACAAGGACGGCUCCAAACUUUCUAAACGACAAGGGGAUAUCUUUAUCCAGCAUUAUGUGCACAGUGGUUACCUCUCUGAUGCCCUUCUGGACCUCAUCACCAACUGCGGUUCAGGAUUUACUGAAAACCAGAUGGGUCGUACUGUUGACACCCUGAUCCAGCAAUAUGAACUGGGCAAAACCAGCACCCAUUCUGCGCUGUUGGAUUUGGACAAGCUCCCAGAGUUUAACAGAAUUCACCUCACCAGGUGGAUUGAAGGCACAGAAACCCGAGUUCAGCUGGUCGGACAACUCCAGGUCCUGCUAAAGGACACAUAUAAAGAUCUAGAGUUGGAUGAAAAGCACAUUGAGCGGAUAUUAUUGCUUAGAAAGGGGCACUUGUGUCGGCUGACGGACCUGCUGUCCCCUGAAUAUUCCUACCUGUGGGUCAGGCCUUCGGUGACAAGGGAACAGCUGCAGUGCCUCACAAGUGAAGCCAGUAAGGUCAAGAACCUUGUAGUGAGGCUCCUGCAAGAGAAUGACAGUGGCUUCACCCUGGAAACAUUAAAUGGGGAACUGAGGAAGCAGCUGAAACAAGUGAAAGACACAAAGUACAGCAGCGCUAUGAAACUGCUCCGCGUGGCUCUGAGUGGCCAGGAGCACGGGCCAAGUGUUGCUGAAAUGCUGCUCUCCCUGGGACGGCAGGAAUCUAUUGUCCGGCUGCAGAACGCUCUCCCUGACUGAAGACUUCUCGCUGUUCCUGUGACAGAGUAGCACCUUAAUAAAUGUAUUUUGAUAAAA